Molecule: messenger RNA, 2516 nt
Organism: Malania oleifera
Lineage: Eukaryota; Viridiplantae; Streptophyta; Magnoliopsida; Santalales; Ximeniaceae
Product: glycosyl hydrolase 5 family protein-like
Exons: 4
Coding region: 766-2415 (549 amino acids)
Molecular function (GO): hydrolase activity, hydrolyzing O-glycosyl compounds
Source: RefSeq, a predicted model, not a curated record
CCCUCCCACGGCCACGAUCACGGCCCUGAACUGAUGCAUCUUGACAGUAGCCUCAUGCAUCCUGCUGCAUGUCAACCAUAGGUCCAUUGUACCCUCCCCUUCCACGCUCUCGGAAACUACGACCCCUCGAUCGAUCCCUCCCCCUUGCAUAACCCGGUUGCGAUCCCAACUACCAUCUUCAUACUCGAAGGACACAAAACCAUUCCCUCUAGCCCUUCCCCUCCCUCUACCACCACGGCCCCCGCCUCGACCGUUAGGCGAAUCCUCUCCUUCAUAAUCAAAUUCUGUUGAUGCCUUCACCUGUUCAGCUGGUAAUGGCGGUUGAUACCCAACAGAGGAUGUAUUGAGCUCCUUCUUUAGAAGAAGGCCCUCUUCUAGGGGUUCCCAUAUGUCAGUUAUGUCUGUGGAUCCAACAGAUGUAUUCUGAUGAAGAACAACAAUUCUUCGCUUGAUUAAGUCCACAAUUGUGACAGUCUAGUUGAUUGCUCUUCCCAUUGCCUUAAACACAAUUUCAUUUGACCCUUUCUCCUGAAGCAGACUCAUGGCGUAUGUGAUAUAGCUUCGCAUCCGGCCCUGAUUUGUAAUCCGAAUGUCAUUCUCGUCUAUCGGUGUCUCCGCUCUCGGCUUCUCCACCCUCUGGUACCGAUCCAUAGUUUUGGUCAACUGCGGAACAGUGGAUGCUCUCUCGUGGGGAGCCCUACUCUACGGCUUCGUUUCUUCUUUUACGCCCUCCACACAAACUAUCUAUCUAUACAUAUAUAUAUAAUGGGAAGGCUGCCUUUGUUCUACCUCUCCUUUUUUUCUGUUGUACUAGUAGUAGUACUUUGGAAUGGGAGCGUGAGGGGUGUUCCACUCUACACCAAAUCGCGAUGGAUUGUGGACGAGGAGGGGAAGAGGGUGAAGCUGGCCUGCGUGAAUUGGCCGGCGCAUUUGGAAGCGGUGGUGGCGGAGGGGCUGAGCAAGCAGCCGGUCGACACCAUCUCAAGGCGGAUUGUUACCAUGGGGUUCAACUGCGUGAGGCUCACCUGGCCGCUCUUCUUGGUCACCAGCGACUCAUUGACCAACGUCACCGUUCGGCAGUCGCUCAUGAGCCUUGGCCUCAUCGAGUCCAUAGCUGGUUUCCAAGUUCACAACCCCUCCAUCGUUGAUCUCUCCCUCAUUAAUGCUUUCCAGGCAGUGGUAUCCAGCCUGGCGAGCAUCAAUGUGAUGGUAAUACUGGACAAUCACCUGAGCAAGCCGGGGUGGUGCUGCAGCAGUAACGAUGGCAAUGGCUUCUUCGGUGACACAUUCUUCAACCCUGACGACUGGCUCACCGGCCUCACCCGGAUGGCCGCCCUCUUCAACGACACCCCCUAUGUGGUCGGCAUGAGCUUGAGGAAUGAGCUCCGCGGGCCCAAACAGAACCCGAAUGCUUGGUACAGGUACAUGCAGAGAGGGGCAGAAACAGUGCACGCAGCGAACCCAAAUGCUCUGGUCAUACUCUCUGGCCUGAGUUACGACACGGACUUGUCUUUCAUCCAGAGGAGAGCCGUGACCUUGACGUUCGCCGGAAAACACCUGUUCGAGUUUCAUUGGUACAGCUUUUCAUUUGGGAAUGAUUUUGGCAAAGGGAACGUGAACCAGGCGUGCGGGAAGGCGGUGCAGACGGUGAUGAGCAGGGGAGGGUUCGUUCUGGAGAAGGGGUGGCCCUUGUUGGUGAGUGAGUUUGGGGCUGACCUCACGGGGAGGACUGCUCGGGACAAUAGGUACUUGGCAUGCUUCUUUGGGUUGGCGGCAGAGCUUGACUUCGACUGGGCGUGGUGGACUCUUGCUGGGAGUUACUAUUUAAGACAAGGGGUGAUUGGGUUGGACGAGACUUACGGAUUGUUGGAUUGGAAUUGGUGUGCCGCCCGAAAUGAAAGUUUCAGCUUCGAGAGGAUUUAUAACAUUCAAUGUCCUUUUCGAGGGCCAGGGAUAUCAGAGGCAAGCCCACAUCUAAUAAUUUUCCAUGCAUCAACGAGUCUUUGCGUGCUGAGGAACUCAACCAUAGGGCCAUUGGUGCUAGGGCCCUGCGACCAGGCCGAGGCGUGGCGCUACACACCCCAACGCCUUUUAACAAUUGAGGGAACGAAUUUAUGCUUACAGGCAGCAGAUGGGGUGGGGCAGGCAGCGAAGCUUGGAGAAGAUUGCGCCAACUCAUCAUCGUCUUCAUCGAAGUGGAACCUCAUCUCCGAUUCCAGGAUGCACCUCUCCUCCAACCUCCCACGUGGCGGCGCUGCGGUUUGCCUGGAUGUGGACUUCGCCGGCAGCGGUGGCGACGGCCCCGCCAUUGUCACCACCAACACCUGCAAAUGCUUAAGUGGGAAUAAUAAUGCGUGCGACCCCACCAGCCAGUGGUUCAAACUUGUUAAUACCACCGGAAGCACCCCCUGCUAAUCAAUGACUUCCACGUGCAUUGUACGUGCAAGCUUACGUUCCUGAGCUUUGGACAUAUGUAAAGUUUAGUUUACUAUAAAAACUUUUCUUUUUGCCUUUUU